AUGGAAAGAAGGCCAUGGUGCUGGUACUGUGGUGAUAGUGAUUUUGAUGAAGAAAAGCGUUUAAUCCUACAUCAAAAAGAAAUGCAUUUUAAGUGUCCUUACUGUAAUAAAAAGUGCAAUACGACGCGUGAACUGUCUGUUCAUGCAGACAAAUAUCACAAACAAACAAUUUACACGGUUCCAAAUUCAAUAAAAGGACGGAGAUCAAUGGAUAUAAAGAUAUUCGGUAUGGAAGGAAUUCCCGAAGCUGAUAUGAAAAGAUAUAUAACAGAAGAACUUACGGAACUAACUGGAGAGGAGCAACUUGCUCAACAUCAAGCAAUGAUGCAAAAUGUUCCAACAGCGGGCCAAUCAUUCUCUUAUUCUGGUUAUAAUUCUCAACAAAAUAUGCCAUCGUUGAUACCUCACCAGCACAGUCAGUUUUAUCAAAGGCCUGGUGUUAAUUUAGCACAAACAUAUUUACUUAUUCGGCCGGGUCAAAUUCCUGAACAAUGUCGUCAUCCAAUAUCUGGUGUCAGUCAACCACCUGGAGGACAGAUUCAACCAUCUACAACGGGAACAUCGGCGAUUUAUUCGAAUAAUAAUAUUGCACCUGCAUCUCAAAUUUACUCAGUUGGAAUACUUCCGUCAGAUCCUUCCGAAACGAGUACAAAUGAAACUGCUCUGUACAGUGCAACACAAGAAACCUCUGCUCGAACAGGAUUGCCAAAUAUAGAAUUAAUUUACAGAGACAAUGAAGUUUCGAUGGAAGAAAAACGAGCAGAACUUGAAAAAUAUCGAUACGAUGGUGACCAAUUCAAUCAGCAGCUGCAUGCUUUCGAACCGCCUGCGCGAUUUCAUGCUUCAAAGUUUAAUGAGAGAGUUGUGUAA
This is a messenger RNA of Funneliformis geosporum, 870 nucleotides long. The record is from the annotation of a GenBank genome assembly. Lineage: Eukaryota; Fungi; Glomeromycota; Glomeromycetes; Glomerales; Glomeraceae.